Zingiber officinale is the source of this 1967-nucleotide messenger RNA. RefSeq names its product eukaryotic peptide chain release factor subunit 1-2-like. The transcript is spliced from 3 exons. Gene Ontology annotation, biological process: cytoplasmic translational termination. The coding region runs from base 159 to 1460 and encodes 433 amino acids. Lineage: Eukaryota; Viridiplantae; Streptophyta; Magnoliopsida; Zingiberales; Zingiberaceae. Gene Ontology annotation, cellular component: cytosol; translation release factor complex. Gene Ontology annotation, molecular function: sequence-specific mRNA binding; translation release factor activity, codon specific. The record is from RefSeq and is a predicted model, not a curated record.
CCACCGCCUUGGAUUGUUUAUAUAUUCUCGUCCCGAUGCAACGCUAUCGUUCUCCACGAUUGACGCCUCGCCGAGGAGAAGGAUCCCUCGCCGGCUCGUUGGAGUUGUUCGAGGGAAGUCUUUGAGGUCACCUGCAAUUCUGCAAGCGGAUAUUGGCAAUGGAGGAAACAGAUAAGAACGUACAGGUCUGGAAGGUCAAGAAGUUAAUCAAAGCUCUAGAAUCAGCCAGAGGUAAUGGCACUAGCAUGAUUUCUCUAAUUAUGCCACCUCGUGAUCAAGUGUCUCGAGUCACUAAGAUGUUGGGUGAUGAAUAUGGAACUGCUUCGAAUAUCAAAAGCAGAGUCAAUCGACAAUCUGUAUUAGCUGCUAUUACUUCUGCUCAGCAAAGACUCAAGCUUUACAACAAGGUUCCUUCAAAUGGACUAGUUUUGUACACGGGAACCAUAGUUACUGAGGAUGGGAAAGAAAAGAAAGUCACAAUUGAUUUCGAGCCAUUUAAACCUAUCAAUGCAUCUCUUUAUCUCUGUGAUAACAAGUUUCAUACUGAGGCAUUGAGUGAACUUUUACAAUCUGAUGAGAAGUUCGGUUUCAUUGUUAUGGAUGGAAAUGGUACACUGUUUGGCACUUUAAGUGGAAACACGCGCGAGGUGCUUCAUAAGUUCACUGUUGACCUUCCAAAAAAGCAUGGACGAGGAGGGCAAUCAGCACUGCGGUUUGCUCGACUUAGGAUGGAGAAGCGCCAUAAUUAUGUCCGCAAGACUGCAGAGCUGUCAACACAGUUCUUUAUCAAUCCUGCCACUAGUCAGCUAAAUGUUGCUGGAUUAAUUUUGGCUGGAUCUGCUGAUUUUAAGACAGAGUUGAGCCAAUCUGACAUGUUUGAUCAACGAUUGCAGGCUAAAAUUCUCAAUGUGGCGGAUGUGUCAUAUGGAGGUGAGAAUGGUUUUAACCAAGCCAUCGAGCUAUCUGCUGAGAUUCUAUCGAAUGUGAAGUUCAUACAGGAAAAGAAAUUGAUAGGUAAAUAUUUUGAGGAAAUAAGUCAAAACACAGAAAAGUAUUGCUUUGGUGCGGACGACACCUUGAAAGCCCUGGAAAUGGGUGCUGUUGAGACACUAAUUGUGUGGGAAAAUUUGGAAAUAAAUAGAUAUGUUCUCAAGCACAGUUCUAGUGGAGAGAUCAUGGUCAAACAUCUUAGAAAGGACGAAGAGACAGAUCAAAAUAACUUUCUAGAUUCCAACACAUCUGCUGAGUUGGAAGUGCAGGAGAAAAUUUCACUUCUGGAGUGGUUUGCCAAUGAGUACAAGCGUUUUGGAUGCACGCUUGAAUUCGUCACUGACAGGUCUCAAGAGGGAUCCCAGUUUUGCCGAGGCUUUGGUGGUAUUGGCGGAAUUCUUCGCUAUCAGCUCGACUUGAGUGUUUUUGAUGAGAUAUCUGAUGGAGAAUAUGAAGAAGAUUUUGAAUAGCAAUCAGCCAACCAUUCACUGGAUUCGGUCCAGGAGGUGCCUGUGCUGGCCCAACCUGAGUCCGAACCGGCCCUCCCCCAGAUCAAUGCUCACACUCCUAAAGCAAUAUAAAUGGUCACGGGUGACUAGAAUAAAGCCAGAAGAUGGAAAACUUUGAUGCAGGAAAAAGUGCGGUUAAUGUUGGAACGAGGAGUCAAGCAGUGAUUGAUAAUACCAAUUUUCUGUCAUCACUUAUUUUCUCAACUGAAGCCUUGUUCCCGAUAUGAAAGAGUUAUCCUUGCUCCUUUUAGUUUAAAGCUUGAUGCUGUUGCCGAUGAUAGAACCAUUUAAAUAAUCUUAAGUCAUAAUAAGCAUAGCUGUUUGUUCUACUGGUGCUUAAAAUAGUAGUUAUUAUCAUGGUUUAAAUCCGUGCUUUGUUGUAAUUGCAUGGGAUGAUUUGUUGUUUUUUUUACCCUUUUUCGAUUUUACAGCUUGGGACUUGUUCAAUAAAAGCAUCUGGUUGAAUGU